Molecule: messenger RNA, 719 nt
Organism: Polistes canadensis
Lineage: Eukaryota; Metazoa; Arthropoda; Insecta; Hymenoptera; Vespidae
Gene: mRpS24
Product: 28S ribosomal protein S24, mitochondrial
Exons: 3
Coding region: 139-639 (166 amino acids)
Biological process (GO): translation
Cellular component (GO): mitochondrion
Source: RefSeq, a predicted model, not a curated record
GUGGAUCAUGCGCGAACUUAGUAUAACUCCUGGUGUUCCUCUUUAUUUUAUAUUAAUUUAAUUGAUGUGUUUAUUCUUUGUUUUUUUAUUGUGUUAUAAUGUAUUAAAGUUAACUGUUUAAUCCAUCGAUCAAAGAAAAUGGCCUUAUUAGCAAGUGCAGCUAAUGUAAUUAAGAUAUCUUUUCUACAGCAACCUUCAUUGCGUCGUUGUAUACAUGUCAGCGCAGUUGUUAAUAAAGUACAAUCUGCUCGAUAUAAACCAACACUAAAAAGAACUUUACGUUUAACAUAUGAAAUGGCUAAUCCACCUCAUUACAUUGCGCAUAGAAAAUCAUGGAACUCUUGGAAUACGUCAAAUAUAAAAGAUGGAAACAGACCGGCUGAAACAGCAUUGGAAGAUGUCUUUAUUAGACGGUUCAUGACAGGAACGUGGCACAAUUUAUUUGUAUGCGAAGUAAUUAUUAAAAGGCAACAUAAUAUAAUUAGAAUUGCCGGUAUUGUUGAUCGUCUUAUACAUCCAGGUAAAAUGUACUUUUUAACUGGUUAUACGGAAGAAUUUUUAAGUCGUUAUUUACAAUGCAUUGUAAAAUUAGAGAUAGUAACUGGAUAUAAACGAGAUACUACAUUUAAAUAUAUUUAAGAAAUUAAGUAGAAUAGCGAUUAAUUGAAAAAUAAGCGUUUGUAACGAUGUGGAAUAAAAAUGUAUAUAUACUAAAAGUA